Molecule: messenger RNA, 1917 nt
Organism: Dendroctonus ponderosae (mountain pine beetle)
Lineage: Eukaryota; Metazoa; Arthropoda; Insecta; Coleoptera; Curculionidae
Exons: 3
Coding region: 138-1766 (542 amino acids)
Source: RefSeq, a predicted model, not a curated record
CCAGGAUGAAGGAAGCAGCGAAAGAUAACUGCCCAAAGCAAUGACGGUGUCAUGUUUAUGUCACGAAAAAAUCAAAAUACAAAAGUAUUUUUUGAAUAAAUGUGCUGAUUUCCUGGGGACCAAAUCAGCCGAUUAGUAUGUUCGAAUCAGACGACGAUGACUUCACAUUAUCCCCAAGUUCUAAACUCUCGGAAAUGUUUAACGCCCCAGCCGGAGCGGAUACAACGCUCAGCUACAAAGCGCCGAAGCAACCGAGGCCGCCAGAGGCCCCCAAGUCUAAUGAACCCGCUGCAAAAAUCGAGACUCCAACUGGCCCCCCAUCUUCAUCAUCUUCAGUUAUUCUUGCAACUCCCGUAAUUUUAUGGAAAUUAGAGAACGGCAGCAAUAUUCCAAUGGGCAAUUACAUGCUGGCCAUAAUUGGCCACCAGGCAAAGGGGGUGUUCGAGAUAAUCCUUUAUCAAAAAACCACAAUAAUCCUAGUGCGCGAAAUACUGGGAAGUUCAGUGGUUUUCUAUAAAUAUCCCAAGCAGUUUGUGGCGUUUUACGAUAGAGUCCAGCAGCUGUGGAACAUGAACUUUGAUAAGAAAGACAACCUGGACAAUUUCUUGCAACAUGCAACUAAAUACAAUUCCAGGAUAGUUGAUAAGGCUGAAGAAAGUCAUCUUGGGGAGUCGAAGAACGCGAAAAAUUCCCCGAAUGUUGAGGCUGAAGCAACUGAACCAAGCUCGAAGCAGAAACUCCUUUCUAAAAUAACCAAUUACGGUCAGCAGGUUUUGCCGAAAGCCCCACAAAGAACCAACCGCAGCGAUUUGUCGGAUUCCGAAACGGAAUCCAGCAGCAGCGAGCGGAAUCUGGCUAAGCCGGCGAUCGCCCCUAGAAAGUUAAAAAAAGCCCCAACAAACUGCGGAAAGUCUGUGGCUUCGCAACACGAGAACGCUCUUAGUUUAACCUCGCAGAACCUGGCAAAUAACAAUUAUUUCCUGCCAACAACUCAACUGGUUCCUAAUACUCACAGUAGAACGGUCUACUCAACUCCUUUGCCUGACUACAGCUUGAGCAACUUUAUAGUGGCUCAAAAUGCCGAAUUGAAAGCCAACCUAGCGGAAAUCAGCGCCAAGUUGAACAGCUUGACGUGUUCAGGCAACGAUAAUGGACCCAAUUUAAAUGAUCAGAGCACGUUGAGGACGAAAAUCAAGUGCCAAAGCCUGAAAAUCGAUAACUUGUCUAGUGAUUUGGAGAGAUCCAGGACAGAUUUGGAGAGAACGCAGAUGAGGCUGGAUGAAGCACUGGAGGAAUUGGCCAAAGCCUCAAUGUAUCGGGCUCAAGUUGACUUGGCAGAGCUGCAGGAAAAAGCCCUUGAGGUGGAAAACUUAAAGGAACAGCUGGCAAGGAAGGAUGAGCAACUAGCAACCUGCCGGUCGAAGAUUGAAGAAUUGGAGCUGGCUAAUCAAGGGAGUGAGCAAAGGCGGGGCGAGCUCUCAAGAGAAUGUUCUGAGUUAAAGGAGAGUCUUGAUGAAAGAGCUAGGGAAGUGGAGGAGCUGAAAAGGCAAUAUGUGGGAAAUGUGUCUUUGAAAAAAGGGCAAGUGGAAGUUGCAGUAAAGCAAGCUUUGAGCGACGCGUUUGAGAAUGUCAUGGAGGAAGUUGGGAGAAACGAAAGUUACGACUUCAAUAGCAUGCAUGGCGCCCUGUCGAAAAACUUGAAGAAAACCGGCUUCAACCUAAUAAACUUCUUGCUGCAGGAUCCAAGCGCAAGCGGACCUUCUUAAGACCACCGGUAUUUGAAUUUUGCAUCAAUAUUUGUGAUAGUUAGUUAAGAUGGAACUGUUUACAAUCGCAUAUAAGCUUAAAACGAUGGUAAAAAUCAGACUAAAACAGUUUAAUUCUCUUUAAUAAUUAAAAAAAUCAUCACAAAUUGAA